Cyprinus carpio (common carp) is the source of this 996-nucleotide messenger RNA. RefSeq lists its product as uncharacterized. The record is from RefSeq and is a predicted model, not a curated record. The transcript has 2 exons. NCBI's taxonomy places the organism in Eukaryota, Metazoa, Chordata, Actinopteri, Cypriniformes, Cyprinidae. The coding region runs from base 24 to 635 and encodes 203 amino acids.
CCAAACGUGUGCAUUUCUUAGACAUGUGGAUCAAACUAGAAGAUGGUAGACUGACCACAACCCUCUAUGGUAAAGAGACUGAUCGCAAUUCGUUCCUUCUGGCAAGCAGCUCGCAUCCCAGUGCCCUAAAAAAUGGCCUGCCUAAGAGUCAAAUCUAUAGACUUAGACGGAUUUGUCAUUCAUUUGAAGAGUUUAAGGAGAAUGCUAUAGAUAUGAAGCAAAGAUUUCUAGCCAGGGGUUAUCCCACUAAAAGUACUGAAGAGGCAUAUAAUAUCGCCCUUUCUACACCACGGCCACACCUUUUGAAAAAGAGUGUUAAAAAGGAUAAAAAGUUUUAUGUCUCCUGCAUAACUACUUUUACUCCAAGAUCCUUUAUAAUUAAAAACACCAUUAUGAAAUAUUUGCAUCUAAUAUCUGAUGAUCCUUCUCUUCAGGAUAAAUUUAGGGAUCCACCUUUGUUUGUGUCCAGACUGGGCCCUAACCUCCGCAAUAAGGUAAUUGAGCAGAUUAAAUUACCUAGAGGUGGCAACAUUGAUAAAGUGCUAUUUCAAAGGGAACUGUACUGGAUUCAUACUUUGGAUGCCUUACAUCCCAAAGGUUUAAAUGUGGACUUCGACAUGAGUGUCAUGCUAUAGUCACAGCUGUACCAUUUUUAUAAGUCUUGAAUACUGUUUUUAUAAGUCUUGAAUAUUGCAGUCUAUGAAGUAUAUUUUUGUAUAUUUGUAUUUAUGUUUGUUUCUUGUAGUGGGGAUUUUCACUAUGGGGAGUAAAGGUGUAAAUUACCUAGAUAACUCAGUAUGUCGGGUAGGUUAAAGAAAAACUACAACUCCCACCAUUGGACUACAACUCUCCUACCUGGCCUUCACAGGUGUGGUAAUCACUGUUGAUUGUCCUGAUGUGUUUGAACACAGUUAAGCUGAUUGCUACAUUUAUUGUCUGUAUGCCCUGAGGAUGGUCGUUUGACCGAAAGCUUGGUGAUUAAAUUUGCUUUAAGGA